AAGUGCAAGAUAAAGGGGAGGUGCGCUUCCAGAACCGGGCUAGCUGCCUCCCGGAUUUCUGGCCGGCCACGGGCGGCCUCUCCGGCGACUUCGCGCGGCAGAGCCCCCAGCGGACCCCAUGGCCGACCACAGGUUCAGCGCCGUGAGCAGGGAGAAACCCUGCUGCGACAUUUCCAGGAAAGCCCAGAUCUGUCUCUGCGUGGUUCUCGGUCUUCUGGUCGUGGUGGUCAUCGCGGCGGUGGUGGGCACCCUGAUGUGGCACCAGCCGCCCAAGCACAAAGAGUGGAAGGGGGCGGGCACCACCGCCCAUUUGUACGAGAUAAUCCUGGGACGGUGCUACACCUACACUCAAAUCGUGCGACCUGAUCUGGGACUUAAAGACUGCCCAAAGAUAGGGAAGGCAUUCACAAAAGCGUUUCUUUCUAAGGACCCUUGCAACAGUACGGAACAGGACUAUCAGCCACUAAUGGAGCUGACAAAUCAAACUGUACCUUGUGACAAGACCCUCCUUUGGAGCAAAACAAGGGAUCUGGUGCAUGAAUACACCUGGGUCCAGCAGGGGCUGUUCACGCUGGAGAACACACUGCUGGGUUACAUGAUGGACGGCCUCACAUGGUGUGGAGACUCAGGCUCUUCUGAAAUAAACUAUCAAUCUUGUCCAGACUGGAGGAAAGACUGUAGCAACAACUCUGUUUCUGUAUUCUGGAGCACUGUGUCCAAAAGGUUUGCAGGAGAUGCCUGUGGUGUGGUCCAUGUGUUGCUCAAUGGGUCCAUCCGUAAGAUUUUUGAUGAAAAAAGCACUUUUGGACGUGUGGAAGUCCUUAAUUUGCAUCCAGAGAAGGUUCAUACAUUGCAGGCCUGGGUGAUGCAGGACAUCACGAAUACUUCCAGUGACUCAUGUUUGGAUUCUUCCAUAAAAGAUCUGAAAUUGAUUCUAAGCAAAAGGAAUAUUACAUUUACCUGCCAGAAUAACUACAGGCCUGUCAGGCUUCUUCAGUGUGUGAAAUAUCCUGAGCAUUCAUCUUGCAGAUCUAAGAUAUGAGCCAAUCAGCAUGGUCGUUUAAGAUCUUUGAGCCUUGUGGUAUGCAUCAGCCUGGGUGACUCAGGAGACACGCUACUGCUGGGAAGCUGAGGACUUGGGGGGGGGGGGGCGGGGAAUCUUCUGUCAUGAUGCUGACACUAGAACUGGGAGCCUUUACCUCAGUGCUUUAAAAUAACUUAUGUUAUUGGAAUAGUUUUUGCUUUGAUUUCCUAAUACUCAUGACAAAAUUAUGUAUAAAAUUAAAAUGAAAAUUUUAUAUAAA
Messenger RNA from Hyaena hyaena (striped hyena), 1304 nucleotides. RefSeq names its product CD38 molecule (gene CD38). Gene Ontology annotation, molecular function: phosphorus-oxygen lyase activity; NAD+ nucleosidase activity. The transcript is spliced from 8 exons. NCBI's taxonomy places the organism in Eukaryota, Metazoa, Chordata, Mammalia, Carnivora, Hyaenidae. Bases 119 to 1042 code for a protein of 307 amino acids. The record is from RefSeq and is a predicted model, not a curated record. Gene Ontology annotation, cellular component: plasma membrane. Gene Ontology annotation, biological process: positive regulation of B cell proliferation.